Messenger RNA from Spirometra erinaceieuropaei, 14380 nucleotides. The record is from the annotation of a GenBank genome assembly. NCBI's taxonomy places the organism in Eukaryota, Metazoa, Platyhelminthes, Cestoda, Diphyllobothriidea, Diphyllobothriidae.
AUGUCCGAGUUGUGCUUCCAGGUUGCCUACCCCGUGAGGGGUAAGCUGUGCAAUCAUGUAAAAAUUUUUUUCGACCUACAGUGCAGCUGCGGUAAUUUAUAAUGUUUCACGACACACGAAAUAGGUAAACGACUUGAAUUCAUCUGGACUGCUUUCGAUGCUGCAUAUUGUUCUUUGGAGAAAUGGGGCUUGGACGGGUUGACAAUAACGUUAUAUGGAAGCCGACAGAUACGUAGAGUUACGAUGAGUAGGGCUCAGGAAACAUCCACUUUGUGCAACAUCCUCAGUCUUAUUAUAGUCUUUUAGUCAAACUACUUCAAAACGAGCGGUAGUAUAAGUGGAUGGAGUAGUGGACUUGGCGUAGGCUUCGUUUACGCGCCGCGCAACAUGAUCGUUUCCAGCCCACUUUAGGGAACACUAACGUACUCACUGAUAUAUGAAAUACAUCGGUUACCUCCCUUUAUUUUACGCCGUCAGUCUAGCUGUCUAUAAGGAUGUGGGCGCUAUGCAGAAUUAGGUGGAAGAUGGCUUAACGCGAAGUAGCCAUCAUGUGCAACAGAACACUCAGACGACGGCCGGACUAGCAACGUGUACCUCCUGCGUUAGUUUCCAUUACACCAUUGACCAGGUUUUACACCGUCGAAGAACGCAUACAGGUGGUGUGUUUCAUCCGAAUAGGUCAAUCAGUACCAAUUAAUCCUGCCAUGUAUGUUUGUUGUGCAUUCCUGUCGAGACGGAACGCUUCAGACAGGAUAGACCAUCGCGAGAGAGAAAACUAAUCAGUAAAUAAAUCGGGAUUUGCUAGCUGUACACAGACUUCAACACAUCCCUUUCAUCUGGUCUUUUACCGUCAGUACCGGCAUCACAAACUCUACCAAGCUAGGCCUUACGUGCUUGUCUGUUCCUUUUUAAAGCCGACCACCCCAAGCAAAGUAAACCCUGGCUCUACCAGCUUGUCAACUACGUUCUGGCGCCUUUCAUUCUCUCGAAGUGGGUUCGGCCUCUCCUCUUCAUCAUCUUGCUCGGCUGGAUCUGCUUCUGCAUUGCGAUCAUUCCCAAUGGUAUUGUAAUCGGGCUGGACCAGGAACUCUCAAUGCCGCUUGACUCCUAUGUCCUUUCGUACUUUAAGGAUGUAGCCAAGCUGCUUGCUGUCGGUCCUCCUGUCUACUUUGUUGUGACCGAGGGUCACGCCUAUGACAGUCUCAGCGGACAAAAUCAAGUCUGCGGCCGCGUAGACUGCUACAACAACUCCCUUGUGGGGACGGUGAAGAUGCGCAUCGCUGAGGGUGAUAGGCAAGUGCUUACUACUUAUGGAAUCUAAAUGGUUUCUCUUUUCCCACGACACGGGACAUGAUCCACUGCAGAGGCACAUUCUACUCCACCUUUGCCUCCUUUGUUGAGGCGCAAAACGAGGAUAAUCCCAUAGCACCAGACAUAAGUCCGACAUGAAGGCGGAGUUGUAAUGUGAUCAAUCAUGCAUCUAGGGACGAAGAAUCCGUCUUGCAGUUUGUGAGUAAAUAUUCCGCGAUUUUGUGGAUGUUUUUACGCAUAGUCGGUCAAAUGUUGGCUGAAGUGGAUCAGAAAAGUGGCAAAGUCUAAGGAAACAGCCAUUCAGUCAGGCGUUAUCGAAGCGCUCUUAAUCUCAAUCAACUAAUCAUCUGUAGUGCCGGUAAUGGGCUUUUGUCUGAUGGCAAUUUCGAAUUAUCGGGCAAGCAUUAGUCGAUGCGCACGAAUUGUUACUUCCUGAUAAAAGGGUUUCUUUCGGUUUUAGAAAGGGUAUUUGAUUGUGGAGUAAUUUUUGAAUCCAACCAGGAAUUUCAAUUGGGCUACGGCUUUUAAGUAUUUACCCUAUAUAAUAAUUUUGUAAGUAUAAUCAUACAUUUCCUCAUGCCUUAAGGAAGACGUCAUAUAAUGCUCAGGAAAUUAAUUAAUAAAUGUAGACCAUGUGGUAUCCUUUGUUAAAAGAAUUAGUGUACGGACUGAUAAGACGAUGCAGAAAUGGACAUUUCAUACUCUUAAUAUAUCUCAUAAUUAGAAGUGGUCCUAAAAGGAAAGCGCUGUCCUGACGUGUUCAUUAUUAAAGGAACAUAAUAGUUUACCAAAUGAGCAUAAAAAGUAUGUUUAUGCAUGUCUUUCAUGAAACAAAUAGCUGAUUUCAAACAAUUCAUCAUGAGGAAACUGGGGAAAACUCAGUGCCAUGGUUAGAGUUGAACCCAGGAUAGCAAGGGGAGGCUCUACUAUAGUUAACGGUCUAACUACCUGGGCUACGAGGUCCCACCGGACGACGCGAGUUUAAUCACAUUUCGGUGGUGGUGCCUCGUAAAUCACAUGGCUAGAUCGUUAGCUGUACUAAAGCCUCCCCUUGCUCCCGUAGGUUCGAAUCCCACCGAAACACCGAGUUGUUUACAGUUGGGUCAAAGUGAAAUACCUAUCAGUUAAACAGAGAUGUCCAACUGAGUCCGCCUUCUAAAAGCGGCUGUAAAGAACUGAAUUUGAAAGCCGGCAUCAACACGUGACUUAAAUAUCUUUAGAUUAUUCUGCAUGCCAAUCAAUAUUCCUGUCUCACUUAAGUAACCCUUCUUCACCAGAAACACAUUUUAUGUUUUUGAUCAGCAUUUUAUGCGAUCAGUCAUUGACCGUCGCUGCUUUCCUCCCUUUCAUGAUUGCAUGACACGUUUGAAUCAGCACUUCGUUUAAAGUUCGUAUCUCUAUUUCGUACUAUACAUUGGAAUCCAAGGCCAUAGAUAGACAGACGAACACCAUGUAAUUGGUCGUCAAAUUGUUCUCACGUUAAAUGCCAUCUCAGCUAAGAAUAUGCAACGUCAUAGCUAACAACUGAACAAGUAACAGGGAUGGAUGUGGCCGCAGACAAUAUAGGCAGCUGCACUGUCCCGAAUGUUGCUAAUUGUAACGCACCGCUUGCGGCGGAUGAUUGUUUUGGUAUUAGCGUAUCAAUUUCGUAAUCUCCUACUUUGUGAUGGGUUGUCGUUACAGCCGAAUUUCAUAAAUACCGCUCACCUAUGUUGGCAUUUUGUGUCUAAAACUAGUGGCAAUUGGAUAGGUGAUACCCAAUAACGGUUACAACAUGGCAUGUGUACAUGCUGAACAGUCUUGUUUAUGUAUUAUUGUCCAUUUUCUUCCCUAUUGUAUGUCCUAUUGGGCAUAUGUUUUUUUCUGGCGGUUACUACACCCUUCGUUUAAUCAUCUCUGACCCACCUUACUUUCUGCUUCAGCUCUCGCAUUUCAGAGCCAUUGCUAUCAUGGAUUGAUGACUAUAGCAUAUGGAGCAGCGAUCCGGAAUGCUGUGGAGUGCUUGACGACCGGCUCACCUUCUGCGAUCCCGAUACUGCGACAUGUAAUGCCUGUCCCGUUACUAACAAUCGAAUAACUGGUGAGGCAUUCAGUCGACUGCUUCCCAACUUUUUGAGCCGAAUACCUAAUGAGAAGUGCGCCUCCGGGUAAGUAUUUCCUUAAUUAAAGGACGCGUCUUGAAGGCUUUUUGCAUUACCUAUUGAUGUGUUCCCAUCCAGUAUGAGUGAGCGAAAGGGGCUUUUUCAUCGGCAGUUCCUUAAGCUCGGUUUUACCUUUGGGAUAUAAUAGUACUGAAAAAAAUAGUUAUAUUAACAGUCCGAAAGUCGCUCCAGCUGCAUUUCAUUUCACGUUAAUCUUUUCGCUGUGCUGUGGAAUAAGAGCGAUCCCCGUCGUGUUUGAUAGACGAAAUGUCGGGUUAGGUGAGGCCCCGCAGACUGCCGACUGAGGAGUUAAAAAUCUGUGGUGAUGAAAGUUAUCUCCUUAUUCUUCGACUGAGCUGCAUCUAAUUCUCAGUUCAUACGAUUUUUACGAGAUUGUGUUAUGAGGCGUAUGGGAGCAAACGCUACCUUCGGCGAUGAUGGUCCUUUGAUAGUAUUUGCGCUCAUAUGUCCUUAGCAAGCUGUGGGCCUCAGUGAAACACACCAAUCGGACCGAAAGUUCCACAGAAUAUCCUCCUAUCGGGCUUAUGGAACAUUGCGGACCUAUCACUUCGGCUACUCACAUUUUGCCAUCAAGUGCUUAGUGAACGUAUUCAGGACAUGCUUCUGUUCAGUUAAUUUUUAUUUUAGAAAUUUUGGUUGGCCGUUUGUGAAUUCUCUAGUGAUUACACAAUGUCUAAUAAAACGAAGAUACGAAAUUAGCUGUCGGGCGGCCAAGUAAAAAUAAACAUGAACGUUUACUCAUUCAUUGCAAGUAGUGUACUUAAAUGUAAGCUCGGUGAUCGGCGAUGUUAGUGUGCGUCUGCGGUCUUCUUGACUCUGUCUUGACACCGGGCCCAGACGAGGGAAGAGGAGAGAGUGUAAGUAGAUGCGGCGCAAGUCUACUGGCACUAUAAACCCCUGCGCAAGUCAUCGUCCCUGCUCCCACCGUUGCAGCUGCAGCUGUGGGGUACACGGUGGACAUCGUCGAAAUCGACGGUCGAACUGUCGUGUGAGAAGCUUAAUGUGGGUCGAGUUUGCACUUAAAUUAAUUUAUGUGGGAGAGGACAAUGUCAGUAGAAAGAGAGCUCUACGUUGUAACCUCUGUUUCUUAAGAAGAACCUACGUCUAUUGCUCCUUUUCAUCUAUGUGCAGUUUUGGAUAGUGUCCGUGGAAAUUGGGCAUUUUGCUCGAACGAAAAGAUCACUUGGGACAAGGUAACAGUCCGGGACAUUCAUGAAAUGGAUGGUUAGUACGAGACUACCCCGUAGUUGCGUGUAGGAGAGGGGAAUAGUGCUGGGGGUUUACAGUCGACCUACAAAGGACAUUGCUCCCAGAUCUUUGGCCACAUUUUGCCGGCCUCUGGACCUUCGCUAAGAUGGUACUGUCCUUGGAAGUCCUGGAUCUCAAUACUUGUUUGGCGUACUUUAGAUGUGGUCGCGCAAGGGUUCUACUGUUUUGGAGAAACUGCCUUUGUCAGACUCCAUUAAGGCUCGCCUGUUGAGUUGCAAUAUAUGCAUUAUCGACUUGGCCGCCUUGGCGUAGUUUAGUAUUCGUUUGAGUGAAGAUGCGAUGCCCUUAUCCAAAGGCCUUUUGACUGUCAACUUGUUGCAUUGAUGUGACCUUUAGCAAGAACGUUAUGGGACUGGAGACUCAUCCGCCGACAAGAGGAAGAAAGUUGCACUUACUUGCGCUGAAGGGCAUAAACCGGCUCUUUGACCAGUCUUCGAGCCUUUUCGAGUUUAUUCGCAGAUUGUCUCCUUCUGGCCCAGUGCGAACAAAUUCCCACAAUUUCAUGUCCUUAGCCAACAAGAUAACACUACAGUCUAGUUCACUGACGCAGGCAUUGUUCCAAACAAAGAACAGCAUGGGGCCUUAAACUGAGUCAUGCAGAUCGCCACUCCCCACGGUAACCUUUGAGCCUGCCGGAGUCCGACUUGCACUCCUUAAGACUGUCCAAUCAAAAGGUUCUGAAUCCAUACAGGGAGGCUAUCACAAACUCCUACGUUGCGCAAUUUGUGAAGAGGGCAUUUGUGAAAGUCAGUGCGGAAGAUGUGCCUUCGUCGCGUGCUUUCUUCCGGAGUUCUAGUAAAAGGAGCAAAUUCGUAAGACAGGGCCUACCACUUCGAAAGCCGUAUUAUGCGCCAAAAAGGGGGAGAUUCUUUUUCAGGAACUGAUAGUUUUUUACUUGAUUUUGCAACAAGUGGAUGUAAGGGUCCGUGACAUGUAGUGAUUCACAGCAUUGAGACAUCAACUGUUGCAUAUAGCGGGGUGCUGGUUGCUGACUUCCAGUCUAAGGGCAAGCGCCUAGUAGCCAAUGUCGCCUGGAGGAGUAAGACUAGCGGUUUUAUUAUUUUAAAACCCAGUUCUUUCACAGCCUGUUUAAGAGGCGUUCUGGGACUCUUUAGAUAGUCCGUUCGGAUGUAUUUUACUUGAUUCGUCCGAUCACGUUAUUCUGGCACAGACUCUUCACAUUAGUUACGCAGUAAAUACUGUGAUCUCGCACACUUUCAAAGGCCCAUAGUUUUGUCACUGUGAGCCUUAUCUUCUGCUUUUUCUUCCUAGGGGAAAGGCGCAGUUUGGGGAUGCAGUGGCGCUGGAAGAUAGCGCCAGCGGCCAGUCCAAGAGGGUGGUAAGUUCGCACAUCAUGGCACACCACUCGGUUUUGAAGACCACGCCGGACUUCAUCGACGCCAUUCGAAAGGCGCGCGAGGUCACCGAUGCUUUCGGCGCCCAGUGGGCCAGAGAGGACAAUGGCAGCGAAACCUCUCAGACGUCCGCACCUCCGCUGAAUAGUGUUUUCCCCUACAGGUUACUCGUCUGCUCUGCUAUUACAACCUCCCACUUGCCGGUGUUCAUUGAGUUUGACUAUUCGCCCUAUGCAUUUAUUGACAGCUAUUUUUUUCUAAUCUGAUGCAGUUCAAAUUAGCGCGUGAGUAUUUAGAGGUUCCACCGCGGAUGUGAUUGGCCGAAAAUAGUCAAAAGAAAAGAAUGUGUACUCAAUACUAUCAAUUGCACAACCACCGUAGCUGCUGGCAAGACAUUCUGUAGAGAUUUAACAGGCACAAACACGACACUCCUGCCACAACUGCUCGUCGAGCUGUCUCCCAUAAUUGAUGGACUUGACAAUUUGUUUUCCACUGAAUCGUCUAGAUAUUACCCAUAUAUGCUGAAAUCCUUACUCUGGGAUGCUACGUCCCCAUGCAUCCUCUUUACGAUAUGUAACACCGCCCCGCCGGGGCCAGAAAUUGUGGACUUACAAGAGUUUCACCAGACUGGACAAGUUGGCGACAUGACGUAACCGGCUUACCCUCCAUGGUCACACCUUUGAAUUCAUCAUGGGUAGCAAUCGGGAGAUGGCACCCGAAAAAUCCGUUACCUAGAAAUAAUACCUUUAACAGUGGACUCAAACGCCUUCAGGCUAUAUCAGCGGUUGCAGGCCUACUUUCACGCACUACUUGGACUUUCCCGCCAGCCUAACAUGUGCUGGCCGAACGAACAUCGCAGGAGGUUACAUGGACGAUGGUGGCUGUUACCCAACCUUCCCCAUCGUUACACAUGUACACCUGAAUAUACGGCAUACAUUCGCAUUAUGGCAGUUUAUUACAAGACAAAAUCACUUUUAAAUAGGAUAACUCUGCACAACAUGGGACAGGAAAAGUUUCCAGGCAUCUGUCAAAGACAUGGCAUUGAGACCAAACCAAAGACGAUAGUGUACUUCGUCUAUGUGAGCCCACACAGCUCGACCACAUACAGGACCUCCCUCGUAGAGUUUCCUUUUCAGUCUACUCCAGUAUGCCUCAAUGGCAUAGGUGUGCUGUCCGGUGGUUGGGUCCUUGAAGUUCUUUGAGUGGUUAACAUAGAAAUCCAGAUAACCUUCUGAGGGAAGACGAAUAUACUCCUUCCACGCGUCCGUUAUCACUAUACUUCCUUUGGCGACCCAUUUUCUAAUAACGGAACGGAGAGCGGGCCAACUUCGAUCAUUCACCUGUUCAAAUAAGGCUUUCCGUCGGCUAUUAUCGUACAUCCCGACCAGCCACCACCCAUAAAAUCCCUAUUACCACCUGUCCCGUAAAACAGGCAUCUUUGGUUAGGCGGAUUUUUUGGGUGCCAUCUCCCGAUUGUUACCUCAUCAUGCUGUCUAAAAGAUAGAUUGUAUACAUAGUGACUGAGUAAUGUCGUAAAACAAAAAGAUAAGACCUGUUUCUUACUGGUUUGAAUGAAACUUUUAAUCGCAUUGACGCUUGUGUAAGUUCACCUGGAGCCAUACAGGUGUUUACCAAAUCCAGUGUUACGUUUUAUUCUCGCUACUGAAUUCAGACUGUUAGAAGUGGCAAUAUGUGUGCACACAAAGACGUGCUGAUAACGUCAUUAACACCUCUGGGCCAGAAUGUAGCUUUCUCACACCUAAAUCAUUUCACUUUUUAUUGCCGAGGCUUCACUUUAAGCUGCGGACUAACACCUUUUGUCUUGUAUUCGUUUGAGCUGGAAGGGCUAGUCGUGCUAUUCGUUGUCCUUACUAACUUGACGCAAUAAUUUUCAUUAUACUUUUUUUAGCAUAUUCUACGUAUUCUAUGAGCAGUACUUAACAGUGGCAAGGGAGACGGCUGUUCAGCUGGGCUUGAGCCUGGCUGCUGUCACUGUCAUCACUUGGAUCAUGCUGGGGCUGGACGUGGUGGCAACUCUGAACACGGUCCUCGGAGUAACCUCAAUCCUCGUCAGCGUCAUGGGCAUAAUGGUGUUGUGGGGCAUUUCCUUAAACGCCAUAUCAUUGGUCAAUUUAGUAGUGGUAGGUGGCAAUUUCUCUUUUUUCUUAACUCGAAAGAUGAUGGUUGGCAUAGGUCAACGUUUUUAAUUUGCAUGUGAAUUCGAAACUGCUUUCCACCUCUUUAUUGCAACAUUCAAUCCGAUUUUUUACAUGCACUGUGUCAUUUCGCAAGUCUGAUGUUUGAAAAUAUGUUUCGCGACAUCUCUCAAUAUCGGACAAACAGGAGAUUUAGGUUUUACCGAGAAAGGGAUGCGAAAUGUGUUUAAUUUGAGAUGUCUGUCUAUCACGAUGUCCGCCAUCUUGUUCGCCUCGUGACGUUAGCUCAGAGAAGCAACUACCUUGUCAUGUUUAUGACCGAUUGUAGAUGAGGGACUCAGGAAAACUAUUAGCUUGCGUUACACGCCUCUUCGUUUUUUAUGUUACUUGACUGCUGUGACUCAAUUUUAUAGUUGGUUUCCCUCUAGAAUAAGGGGGUAGAUUUUGAGUACAGUUGAGGUUGACGCUUUUUCAACGAGUUUGGGGUAUUCUUUAAGCGCAGGACAAGUAGGGGCUUUGAAGGUCGUCCCGUCUCCAGGUUUGGAACUUACGUCUGUUGACAUUAGGCAGGCAGUGAGGUUGGCGUAAUUCACUUCCCCGUCCGUUAGCCAUUGCUGUCUUUUAGUUUCCUCAAAGUUAUUGUUUAUUUUGAGAGAUGAACGAUUGGGAAGCAUCUCUAUCACGCAUUUUUGCUUGGCUAUCAAUGAGGCAUUCGACAACGACCGGUUGAAGUCGGCUGUUGGGCAGACACCGCUUCGCGUAUUCCCCCACACACUUCUCAUUACUUCCGAACGUCUCCAGCUCUGAACGACAAAAUGAGGAGUACUGGCUGAAUAUCAGAAUGCUGUUUCGAAUUAUGGCGCUAAGAGUCACAAUGUUACUUGGUUCUGUGUGAGAUGUCGUCAGGGCGUACGUAAACCGAAAGAUGAUCAGAUGUUUUAUCCUGUUACAUGAUCUAUGUAGCAUGUAUUUGCAAGUGUGCUGGAAGUACAUUUUUAUGUUUUCGGGUAAAAGGAUACCUCAAUAGCAGCCUGUACACGCAUGUUUCGCCAAUAUUCUGCCGCUGCAUUGCACAGCUGCGAGGGGUUCGACUUAUCAGUGGGUCCACCAGCAUUCCCCGACUGCAUUUUGUUAGUUAGCCCAAUUUAGAAUUUCGUUGUGUUUUAAUAUCCUUAGAAAUUUUCUGCGAACUUGGAGUUGAUCAGUAUAUUCUAGGGUCUAUAUGCGUAGACCUGAAUUCGAUGUAUGAAUAUCUGGCCUGAAUUCAUCAGUAUCAGCGAAAUAUUCGUUAACUUUCGACAAACAGCUAAUGGUAUAUUUUAGGGUAAGAUAAUACCAUACUAGCAGCACAGGUACUACAUAAAGGCCUAUACACUCGUGUCUCACCGAUAUUCUACCGUCGCAUGGCGUAGCUGCAAGGCGUUCGGCUCAUUAAUGGGCCCCCAGCAUUCCCCGCCUGUUUUCUGGUAGAUACUCCCUUGAGACACAUAUGAACACCAUUAAUAUUGUACAUCUUCACUCCUUCAUGUGACUGUAUUGGCCUAACGAAGAAUUACCGAAAACACGUUUUAGCCAACUUUUCUUUCCAAGUUUAACAUGGAAAUAUUUGCGGAAUUUAGAAAUUGUUGUAUUUUUGAUUUCCUCUCGGCGAUUAAUGAAUAAUGCGUGGCUAUCCGCUGUGUCUGAUGGACUUCUGCCCAGAUAUUCAUGCACAAAAGUUUUAGUCUACGCCUAUAGACCCUAGAAUAUACCGACUAACUCAAAGUUGGCGCCACUUGUGAGUUGCGCCGCGUAUUAAUUUGAUGCCGAGCAACAUUGAGAUGUUGACAUUGUGCUAUAAGACCUGACAUGUAAUUUUGUAUUCCGACCACAUUAUUUAUGCCCUGAAUUCGACUGGCGUCAUUUACAACUAGAAGACACAACCAAGGGCUUUUGCUUUAACUCAUUAUUAUUCACCGAAAUGGAUUACAACCCACCGAAAGGAGGGAUGUUAAACAAAUUGGAAUUUCCAGGUUUAUGAGAACCUGCGAAGCAUUUGAUUUUUUAUGGGCUUACGCAGUACUGGUUUUAUUACGUCAUUUCGAUAAUAAUUUACGUCAUGGUUUUGAUAAACAAUUGCGUUUUGUGAGUGAAAUCAGAGUGUACCAAAGUAAGUUGUCUGGUUGCGCUUGCUAUUUCCUUAGAUAAGGUCUGGUGACUUUAAAUUCUGUUCCGAUUCUCAACACGUCUUCUAUGCAUCACUGAGCCCACACUCUUUUUCAUUUCUAACUCCUGCUGGCAAUUGUCCGGUCUUGGUAGCAAUCACGGGGACCAUUGACUGGAAUUUCAGCCGAUGAUCCCGUCCACCUUAGCCGUUUGAAACAAUUAAUAUCAAGGACGAAUUUUUACCAAGGGAUAUUCUGCAGGGGAAAAGUUUACAUGCUAUCAAUUCUGCACGAACUUACAAAACUGUUUAUUGAUUAGACUAAAACUUAAAGACGUAGGGCAUCUUGGACCUGGCUAUUGCCCCCUCCCCUUAGCUUAGUCUGACCUAGCAGUUAGGAUAACUGUAUGUAUUAUCAGGACUUGAGUCGGAAUCUCUCUUCUCUUGCGACCACUUUUCGCCCUUUCGCCGACGAUGACAGUUUAGAUAAUUCACACUGUAAAAAACCAAUGGAACAGUUUACAAAAUCACAUCCACUUCCCAUUUGCGCAUAGGAAGGUACACGCUUCUUCAUUUAUUAGUAAAAUUUGUGUACACAGAAAUCAAUUUGCAUACGUUUAACAUUCCAUAAAAGCAUAAACUGACAUAUUGUGUGUGCGUAACUGUUAUCUUCCGUUCCCUUAUUUUCUACAAGUGCAUUGGAAUCUCGGUGGAGUUUUGCGCCCACAUUGUUCGCGCAUUUGCAAUCAGUACAAAGACGAGCAGAGUGGGACGUUCUCUGGAUGCCCUUGAUGAAAUGGGAUCUUCGGUAAGGCCAGAGAGUUGAUAGCUUUCCUCUCCACCUUUCGUCUCGGUUAUUCACUUAAUAUUAUCCAUUUGUUCACCACUGUGUCCGUCUGCUCUUGUACGCCUUUAUUGUGCUCCUGAAGGCAUUUAUUCAAAAAGAAAAUUCAACAGAACUUUGUUUAGUCAACGCCGCAUUUGCAAUUUUUAUCUUAUUUUGAGUAUUUUCCCAAACACUCCCGUUCUUCACUUCGUUUAAAAUCUGCAACGAUACCAGCAAGGGAUCUCCCUUAUCGACAUAUAUGUAAACUUGACCAUCAAGAAAUAUGGUCAGAUGGUAGUUUAAGACAUCUUAGGGUUUACAGUGAAAGUAGCGUUUUAAUUGGUCUGACAGUAGUGAUUCACGUGAGGAGGUGCCGGAUUUACUUGUCCGUCUAAAUAAUCUAUGUGCCAAACGGAUAUUAUAACAGGGCCUAAUUGUUAAAAAAUGCAGUCAAGUGACGUUGAUCAAAUUGUACCGAGAAUUCCUGCGUCCUAUCACUUCAAAAAAAUCGAGCAACCGAACUUAUAACUGAAUUUUAAAUUAAUUUGCUAUAUCAGUGUGAAAGACGGUCUGCAAUGAGGUUUGUUUAAAUCGCAUAACUGAGUUCAUUUCUUCUCAGUUUAAAAGCAUUUCCUGGAGAACAAAGUUGCCUUGGGUCACCACGCCAUUAAAACAUGGAUAUCAGAAAAUUCACACUUUGUUUAAAUCCAUACCAGAAUCGAAUAUGUUCGCACUGAACAAGAUGAUCAGCGAGAAUGCAGACUGGGUUUAGAUUAUCUCAACCGAUGCCUUGAUUUAUCAUAUGCAAUGGCACAUUGAUAUAUUUGCCUCCCGGAGCAAACAAGCUCAGAAUGGAUAACAAAAGUUUCCGAACAAGUAGCCAGCUGUCAGGACGACCAUGUUGGUGUUUCUGGCCACAGCCGGCGGUCAAGAUUCUAAUUAACUGAAUAAAAUCAGAAGGUACUUAAGGCAGUACUGAAUCAAUUUACUCUCAUUCUAUGUAGAUGCGUUUUCUGUAUGAGCUGUACAAUGCUUCAUUUAUAGCAGUCCGCGUAUAAACAUGUACUGGAAAAAUUUUUGAAUAACCCGCGCGGCAACUGUCGAGGAAGCUGGAUGUCGUUCGACAUACCUCGGGUCUCACCUAUGGUUCUGCCGUUUGUAUAUUAAACUCACACAAAUUCAAAUUGAUAUGUCCUACUUACUCACUGCUCUUGCUUUGCAGUAACAAAUAAUGGAUAGUAUGCCGACUCGAAAUGUGUUGAUACCGUCAAAUCCAGCUUCAAAUUAGUAAUAUACCGCAAUAUGGGACACUACUGAGGACAUCAUAAUGCAUCUGGUUAGUAUUCAACGGCUUUAGGGAAGUCAAUAUGUCAGUCUCUUGUUCUGCGGACGUGAGGGUGCUUAUCUCUCCUUCUUCUUCAAUCCGUUGGUUUAUUUGACUGUACCACAGAAGUUAUCUCUUCUGCUGUGUCCUGUUCUUUGAUAAGCACAAUUGUCCCAUGGCUCUUUCAACUGCCGAACAGAACAAGGAGUGUUUGUUUUAUUCUAACAAAACUGAAGCCGCGUCUCGUCGUUCAACACGUUACGCCUUCCAGUAUGCAUUUUUCUCGAAUAUAUAUGCACGCAAAUCCAUUAAGCACCCCCCCAUCUGGCCUUCUCCCACAUAAUUUCCAGAGGCAAAAAUACAAAGCAGUGAAUCAAAUCCCUGUAAUACAUGCGGAAUUGCCCCAACAGAGAUCAUAACAAUAGCAUUAACACUCAUCCUGGAAUAUAACCCAAGGCCACUUGUUUCUCUGGGCGUCCACCCCCCUGUAUCCUCCCGUUUCUUCCUUUAUGUUACUCGUGUUCGCUGUAAUUUGAGCUUAUCUAAACUUCCUAGUUAUAAGCCUUGCUUUGAUGCCUACUUAUCUGUUUUAGGUACUGCGAGGAAUCACCCUAACGAAAUUCGGUGGUAUCAUCGUUCUCGCCUUCGCAAAGUCUCGGCUAUUCCAGAUAUUUUAUUUUCGAAUGUACCUCUCGAUUGUCCUGUUCGGCGCUUUAAUAGGCAUAAUAUUCCUGCCGGUUCAGUUGAGCUAUAUUGGUAAGAGUAACUUACUUCUGUAAUGCCAUUAUUUCUGCUCCUUCUUGGUUUUCUUUCUACCGGCCUUGACCCUUUCAGUACCUAACUGUCUCACUUCUCCAUCUUUCAUUCAUCCGUCAACUGACUGGCUACCGGCGGGUUUUAAGAAUUUGACACUAACUCCUGCAAGGUGUGAUGCGCUAUGCUUGUCGAAAUGCAUUGCAAAGUAACCAAUAAGGCAGCAGUUUUUGAAGGGAAAUUUAGGAAAUUGGCAAAUCCCACAUUAACUCGCUUGAGUGCGUUUCGGAGAGUACAUGCUUUCCCUAACGUUUUGAACUAUCUGCCAUUUGAACUGAUCCUACAUGUUGAUCCUGAGCGCGGACCCAACUUCAGAGGCCAGUUGCUAGACAGCCUACCGGAUCGAAGUGAAAGUGCUCGGUUGGCUGCGUUUCCUUGCUUCUCCUUUCUGAAGAAGACCAUGCCGGCUGAUGAGGUUUAACGCCGUAGAGUAGUUGGUCCGUCGAAGCAACCGCAUCACACAGCCAACUUUACUCCCACCCAGGGAGCUCUGGUUGCAGUGGACUUUAGAUGAUUAGUGUUCAGCUUCAGAUAUAUGACAUAACAGACAAUUGGCUCCAUUCAUGCGUAUCACCAAUAUAUUUCGUUCAUAGUCGACAUUACAGCAACAUCACGACCAGUUUUGGUGCCCAUCAGAACGGUGUAAAUUUUUAACGUCCAGAGUUUCCACUGGUCAGCUAUUUGAGGGUGAAAAUAAUCUAUUCUCUCCGCGUCAGACACCGAUUGUACGCUGCGGUAGAGUUGACAUUUGAAAACAUUUGUUUGCCCGUUGAAUGCUAUUCCAGAGACAGGUUGGUUCGUGGUAUGCUAUGUAGGCGUAUUUUCUAACCUUGUAGUGUACAUUAUAGAAUACUUUCUAUUGAUACCUGCCUCCUACUAUAUCUUUAUUUAUUCGGUUUCUGUAAUAGGUCCUCCGCUUAACCGAGCUCUUUUAUACAAAACAAACCGCGGAGUAGAGGAUGAUGACGAGGAUUCUUUGAAAACAGCGUCUGUAAAGGAUACAAAUGCCAAUGUCUACUGA